GGCGUUCAAACUCUGUUAUUUAUACAUUUCUUUCUGCAUAGUUGAAUGAGCAAAUAACACUUAAAGAUAUGCUUGAAACAUUAUUUAUACGUCGAAUCUGAAACUUUCUGCGAAUGAUGAUUCCACUUGCGAGAGAAGGCUGAAUCUGGUGUUUUAUGGCGUGUCAAGAACCCGGUAGAGGGACUGAAGGGCGGUCUACUGCUGGUCCUGUGCCGAAGAAGGAAGCAAGUCCUAAACGGGACUGUGUUCCUCUCCUGCGGGAGGACUCUGACGCGGUUGAUGGAGAAUUGUCAGCAGUGAGCGACGUCGAGAGCAGUGAUUUGCUCUAUGAUAAAGCUGAUGAGUCAGCGAAGACCUCUGAGGAUGUGAAAUCUGACAAAAGCCGAAAUGCUAUCGGAGAUAUCGCCUUUGAUGUCGUUUCUAGUUGCGAAAGUAUUUCUACAUCGGACACAACAGAGACUAUUUCACAAGGUUUUGUAAACGAAAAUGCUUUUAUUGAGAAGAAAUUUCAUGCGGCAUCGGAUACAGAACAAGUUUUGUCUUGUAAAGAUUCUAAUUUCAGUAACGUGAGUUUGGAACAUGAUACCGGAAACGGAUCCCAAAUCACAAUAACCUCCGUGGAUGGUAAGACGGAAGGUCCUAGUUUUGAUACGAAUAAACAACACUCAGGUAAAGAGUUUGGAACAGAAUGUUAUAGAUUGUGUGGUGCAAAUACUGGAUCUCCAAUCUCAGAUAUAAGUGAACCAGAAUUGUUCCAGGCACAUAAAAAUGCCACAUCCCACACAGAGACAAUUAAUGGUAAGGACAGUGCAUACUCUGAGUCCCCAUCUAGUGAAUUCAGUGCUGCAUCCUCAAUUGCUAGCUGUGCUGAGGAUAGUGGCAUUACUUCUACUGUGCGUGAUGAGGAAAUGGAGGAGAUCCCGCUUGCUGAUAGCCGCAGUUUUAGUCCUGAACUUUUUCAUGAAAUGUCCAGAUUGACCACGGAUGAGUUUGUGUCGUCAUGGGUACCAAAAUCUCUUAAUACAUAUGCCCCUAAUGUUGGCUCCAAGUCAAGUUUAUCUUCAGACCAAGAUUUAACGGACUCUGGAAAUCCCACAACCAAACCAAAUGGAAUCAAAGCAUUGUUUUCAAGAUCUGGUAAUGAGGGUGGUCAGACUGCAGGGUGGAAGCUGUUUGGAAAAGUUCCACCAAAAGAGAUUAGUAAACCCCAGGAAGAAGGGAAUAAAACAUCAUUUCAACAAGGUAGCAUGAAAAGAAGGUCUUUUGGUGCAGAGGCCAGCACAUCCUCAUCUUCAAAACCAAAGUUCUUGUCUCUCAAGCGCAAUUCUGCAGCAGUACCCAGCUCAACAACAGCACUGAUAUUUGAAAACCGACCAAGUAAUCUCCCAGCAAAGUCGGCAGCAGAAGAGAAAAAGCACAGACAGAUGUAUGAAGCUAUGGUUGCAGAGGCCAAGAAGAAAGAAUUAAGGGACAAGAAAAGGCAGGAAAAAGAAAUGAAGCAGAAGAGCAAACAAGAGAAGGUUAUCUCAUCUGCUGCCUGUGUCUGGACAUCUGAGAUCCUUCCAAACUGGGAAUCCAUGAAGCACUCACGCAAGGCAAAAGAGCUGUGGUGGCAAGGUCUCCCUCCAAGUGUCAGAGGGAAGAUUUGGAAGUUAGCCAUAGGCAACGACCUUCAGAUUACUUAUGAAUUGUUUGACAUCUUCCAAUCGCAUGCGUAUGAGAAACUCAUGGUUACCCGCAAUAAUCGCAAGAAAAACAAAGAGAGUGGCAGCGUGGCUGAGUUACCUACCAAUGACUACCCCAUGUCGGUCGUUAGCAGUGAGCAUAAAGUGGAGCUGAUUAUGUUGGAUGUCUCAAGAACAUUUCCAUCACUGUGCAUCUUUCAAGAGGGUGGUCCCUUCCAUGAUGUCCUUCACAGUAUACUAGGCGCCUACACAUGCUAUAGGCCUGAUGUUGGAUAUGUUCAAGGCAUGUCGUUCAUAGCUGCUGUCCUGUUACUGAACCUAGAACCACCAGAUGCAUUCAUCAGCUUUGCCAACCUUCUGAACAAACCGUGCCAGCUGGCAUUCUUCAGAGUUGAUCACCCUAUGAUGAAAGCGUACUUCGCUACGUUCGAGAUACUGCUGUCUGAGUUUCUCAACAAACUGCACGAACACUUUCACCACGAGAGCUUCUCCCCUGACAUGUAUUUGAUUGACUGGAUCUUCACUCUGUUCAGCAAGUCUCUCCCUCUGGACGUCGCUUGCCGGGUCUGGGACGUGUUUUGUCGAGAUGGCGAUGACUUCUUAUUUAGGACAGCAUUAGGUAUUCUGAAGUUCUACCAAGACGACUUACUCGAGAUGGACUUCAUUCACUUGGGCCAGUUCCUCACCAAGCUUCCAGAUGACAUCCCAGUUAACAAUCUCUUUGACUGCAUCUCGUCCAUCAAUCUCACCAAAACCAAGUUUAACCAGAUUUUAGCAACACAGAAAGAGCUCGCAACCCAAAUCAAGACAGUCACAGCAUCUGCUAAAUAGAUGGCCUUGCUACGUCACAAAGCUUUAGAUAGCCUUAGUGCGUCGCAAGCCUUAGUAUGACAAAGAUGAAACAGCUACCAACUUAGUUGAAUUGCCUGAGAUAAUUUAUUUGUGGUCAAAAUACACGGUGAUUCUGAUCGCCUCUUCAAAUGAGUUGGUGAUAAAGGGUCGUUUAUGUUGGUCAUCUCAUCAACUGUUUUUCACCAUGUUGGAGCAUGUAUGAUAUACCAAACAUACAGUUCACUACUUAAUAUUUUUGUUAAGCAUAUUGGGGGUAAUUGUUGGUUUCGAGUAGAGCAGCAUUUUGUAUGGCCGUUUAUAUUUCCAGGGUGCUAGUCUUAGCUAGAUUUUCAAGCCAAUCAUGCAAUCAUUUUUGUUUAUUUUAUAUUUUGUUACCAUGUUUAACAUCACUGUAGUUUUUUUUACGUUAUUAUGGAUAAUAAAAUUAGUUUAGAACAUCAAAAUUAGAGGGUCGGGUAGGCAUGAUUCUGCCUUGUGUGCGGCACGUCGAGCAUAUUAAAUUUUUGAACAGAGAUAAUAUGACCCAUUGUAGUAAUUCUAUCACAAGUUGUACAUAGUCUCUGUAUUAUAGAUAUACAGUAUGCAGAAAAAAAUACAGUAAAUAAAUAUCGUGUAUUAUCGA
Molecule: messenger RNA, 3159 nt
Organism: Nematostella vectensis (starlet sea anemone)
Lineage: Eukaryota; Metazoa; Cnidaria; Anthozoa; Actiniaria; Edwardsiidae
Product: TBC1 domain family member 12
Exons: 12
Coding region: 156-2516 (786 amino acids)
Source: RefSeq, a predicted model, not a curated record